GCUCGCGCCGCCGGUGUCGACAUAAGCAGACACCGAGCUACGAUUCGAAUGAGAUCGAACCGUGUGGAGUCGGAUCAAUCACGGUAGAAACCCUCGCAAACGAUGGAUGUGCAAAUCGCCAACAACACAGAACAUCCUGCGGCAGAGCCCUCGAAAUACAGAACCCCUAAAAGAAGGGCUUCUUCGGCCAAAAUCAUAACAGCUCGACAGGAGGGUGUUCUCAUCAAUAGAGACUUGAAAGACAAACUGAUAAAGCAAGCCAGAGCCGAGAGCGAAAAGUCGUUUCGAGAAUUAUGUUCCCUGUUCGACAAGAGCUUAGAGUUUUCAACGCAAGUCGCGAAAACUCUGACAGCAAAACGUGCCGCUUCUUUCAACGCAGACGAGCUCGAAGUAGACGAUUCACUCUUUACUGGAGGAGUUCUUAGAGACUACCAGAGAGAAGGGCUGGCUUGGAUGGUGAAGCUCAGGAAGCAGGCUCUCAACGGGAUAUUGGCCGACGAGAUGGGUCUAGGGAAAACGGCGCAAUCGAUCGCGAUGAUAUGCCACCUGGUGGCGACUGGUGCUACGGGUCCAUUCCUGGUGCUUGGCCCGCUGUCCACCAUCAGGAACUGGAAGAAGGAGUUUGAACGAUUCAGCCCUUCGCUGCCAGUAGUUGUGUUACACGGUCCCGCUCCGACACGGCGGAAAAUUCUCAGCGAAAUCGGCGUGAAGCAUGCCCUCAGUGACGGUUCCUCGAGAUCCAUAUUCCCCGUUGUGAUAUCCCCAUAUCACUCUUUCAAAGACCACAUAACCAGGCUGGUACGAUUUAAAUGGGCCUACGUCGUCAUCGACGAAGCAUCUGUGAUCAAGAACCAUGAGAGUACCCUCCAUCAGUGCGUGGCCUCGUUGUACGUGACCGGCAAAUUGCUCUUGACCGGCACACCGCUCCAGAACACCAUAAGGGAGCUCUUCAACCUCUUACACUUCCUCUUGCCGAACAUAUUCCACGACUACCGUCUGUUCGAGGGCUGGCUCGAGGAGCUCGACGCCCAUCGGGAAGAGGGAAGUUUCGGGGACGGCGACAGCCGUCAACUUGUGAGCACGAUGCAUACUAUCCUGGCACCUUUCUUCCUACGUCGCACCAAAGAAUCGGUGAAGAUUGACUUGCCGCCCAAGAAGCACAUCAUCGUCUAUUGUCCCUUGACGAAAUUGCAACAAAGUAUCUACAAGGCCAUCAUCUACGCAAAAGAAGAAUCCAACGUGGAAAAGAUCGAAGCGAUCCCGCAAAACACGCCCAGAGCGAUGCGAGCUUCUCGUCGAUCCAGCAUGUACGCUUGUGAUCCAUUGGAGAGCAGACGUCGCUCCCCCCAAAUCGAAGUUGUCACCCCUGCCAAGAGGAGACGCUGGCUGUCGAGUUUGGAUUCCGAGAGCAGCUUGUUCUCGGAGGCUGGGAACUCGAACGAUUCUCUCCCGAAUCUCGCGUCUCCAAUGGACGAGGACACGAAGGAAGAAAUCCGUUUGCUCGAAUCGGGCAUGGUCAAAUUCAGUAGCGCGAAAAUGAAUAAUAUAUUGAUCGCCCUGAGGCAGACGGUCGCGCAUCCGUGGCUGGUACAUCUCGACAAAACCUGGGGUGGCUACUUCCCGAGGAACAGGGAGCAGCUACUUGAAAAAUCUGGAAAGAUGCAAGUGUUCGAUAUCUUGCUCCGACAGCUCAUCGAGAACGGUCACAAGACCUUGGUUUUCUCGGGCUUCACUACCGUUCUCGAUCUCAUCAGUCUCUACCUCGAUCUGAGCCAAAUCGAGCAUUUCUAUCUGAGCGGUAGCACGAAAGUCGACCAACGUCAGGAGUUCAUCGAUGCAUUCAACGAAGCCGACUCCGUGUUCCUGAUCUCCACUCGAGCCGGAGGUAUGGGGAUAAAUCUCACCGGGGCGGAUACGGUGAUAUUCUUCGACACCGACUGGAACCCUCAGAUGGAUCUCCAAGCGGCCGAUCGGUGUCAUCGUAUCGGACAGAAUCAAAGAGUUGUGAUAUACCGACUCAUCGGCAAAGGAACUGUGGACGAAAGGAUUCUCGAUGUGGCAACCGACAAAAGGCGCCUCGAAAAACUUGUGAUGAAGUGCGGCAAAUUCGAAAAAGUGUCGACGCUCAAAGAUCUCAGCCAAGGCGACCUUCUACAAGUGCUGAAAAGCGUAGAUUGGGACGCCGCCCUCGACGGAGAUCUAUUCGAUCCCUCUCGGAUCGUAGCUCUGGCCGAUCGCGAUCUAGUUUUCAAAAACGCAGCGAGCCAUAUUGAGGGUUAAGGCGACCCCAUUCCGUCCUGGUAAUUGGAAGUGGUCACCAGUUAUCGAGAUGCGAAGUACCUGUCGAUAUACCGCUUCAAUCCUUUUCAUCAUGAGAUUGGGGAAAAUACGCACACGUGAUGCGUUCUGGUGUUGGCGAUGCGUAUGAAAGUGAAAGAGAGUAUUCCCGAGCGGGAGCUUCCGGGAGAGAUAUACAUCGAGGUGGCGUUUCAUUUCAACCGAUUUGACGAGACUUCCUCCAUUGAAAAUGACACAUGUCAAAUGACAUCACAUAAUUUUAUCACUGACAAUGAGAGAGGAGAAUUUCUUUCCGAGUUAUCCCGAAUCGAGACUACUGGGAAUGAGGAAUAAAGAGUUG
This is a messenger RNA of Galendromus occidentalis (western predatory mite), 2638 nucleotides long. RefSeq names its product ATP-dependent DNA helicase DDM1. The transcript is spliced from 5 exons. Lineage: Eukaryota; Metazoa; Arthropoda; Arachnida; Mesostigmata; Phytoseiidae. Gene Ontology annotation, molecular function: ATP binding. The record is from RefSeq and is a predicted model, not a curated record. The coding region runs from base 103 to 2280 and encodes 725 amino acids.